Messenger RNA from Ochotona princeps (American pika), 1293 nucleotides. It is a transcript of the gene ING2, whose product is annotated as inhibitor of growth family member 2. Bases 310 to 1149 code for a protein of 279 amino acids. NCBI's taxonomy places the organism in Eukaryota, Metazoa, Chordata, Mammalia, Lagomorpha, Ochotonidae. The record is from RefSeq and is a predicted model, not a curated record. Gene Ontology annotation, biological process: positive regulation of DNA-templated transcription. Gene Ontology annotation, cellular component: nucleus. The transcript is spliced from 2 exons.
GGGGGACAGGGAGUGUCAAGGCCGGUGAGCCCGGCGCCAGCUCCUGCCGGGUGUGUGUGUGUGUUGGGGGGAGAUCCCCACGGCUCCUCGUCCUGGGGAGGGCGCAGGGGAGACCGGAGGGAGCCCUGAUCUCGCCCCGCCCCUGGGCUUGUUCCCGCGGGGGCGGGGAGCGAAGGCUCCUUUUUCGGGGGAGUGGAGGUCGGGGGGCCUCGGCCGUGGCCUCCGGAGCGGCGGGCGGCCGGUGUGUGCCCGCGGCGGCCGUGCCUCUUGCAUGCGCGGCUGCUGGAUGCGGCGGCCCGGAGCGGCAGGAUGUUAGGGCAGCAGCAGCAACUGUACUCGUCGACCGCGCUCCUGAGCGGGGAGCGCAGCCGGCUCCUCACCUGCUACGUGCAGGACUACCUCGAGUGUGUGGAGUCGCUGCCCCACGACAUGCAGAGGAACGUGUCCGUGCUGCGGGAGCUGGACAACAAAUACCAAGAAACAUUAAAGGAAAUUGAUGAUGUCUAUGAAAAAUAUAAGAAAGAAGAUGACUCAAACCAGAAAAAACGCCUACAGCAACAUCUCCAGAGAGCUUUAAUCAAUAGUCAAGAAUUGGGAGAUGAAAAAAUUCAGAUUGUUACACAAAUGCUUGAAUUGGUGGAAAAUCGGGCAAGACAAAUGGAGUUGCAUUCACAGUGUUUCCAAGAUCCCACCGAAAGUGAACGAGCCUCAGAUAAAGGGAAGAUGGAUUCCAGCCAACCAGAAAGAUCUUCAAGAAGACCCCGCAGACAGCGGACCAGUGAGAGUCGUGAUUUAUGUCACAUGACAAAUGGGAUUGAAGACUGUGAUGAUCAGCCGCCCAAAGAAAAGAAAUCCAAGUCAGCCAAGAAAAAGAAGCGCUCCAAGGCCAAGCAGGAAAGGGAGGCGUCGCCCGUCGAGUUUGCCAUCGAUCCCAACGAGCCUACAUACUGUUUGUGUAACCAAGUGUCUUAUGGAGAAAUGAUAGGAUGUGACAAUGAACAGUGCCCAAUUGAGUGGUUUCACUUUUCAUGUGUCUCACUUACCUAUAAACCAAAGGGGAAAUGGUAUUGUCCAAAGUGCAGGGGAGAUAAUGAGAAAACAAUGGACAAAAGUACUGAAAAAACAAAAAAGGAUAGAAGAUCGAGGUAGUAAAGGCCAUCCACAUUUUAAAGGGUUAUUUGUCUUUUAUAUAAUUCAUUUAAUUUCAGAAAAUGUUUUAGGGAAAGUGCAUAAGACUAUGCAAUAAUUUUUAAUCAUUAGUAUUAAUGGUGUAUUAAAAGUUGUUGUAGUUUG